AUGGCGAACAGAUCUUUCUUUCCGGUUAUGCACAAUGGUAAGUUUUAUUUUAAGUUAUAGCGUUUUUAAUUUUAGGUGCUUUGUAAAAGAAUAUUCAUCUUGGUUAAGCUUGAAAUAGGGAAAACGGUUUUUUGUUGAUUCUUUAUCCGAAAUCGUACCUUAACUGUACAAUUUAAAUUUAGGUAUUCAAUUUUUAGGUUCUCAGCCACUUCCUCAGCAGUUUGGGUAUCAGAUGCCAUCGAAUGCGUUAAGGAUUGAUCCAAAUAGAAGCGUAAGUGCAAUUGCAUCUCAACCUAUAGUCCCAGUUAAUGGUAAUGUCGAGGAGUUCGAGUGGAUCGAGUACUUGAACGAGGCCGGCAAGAGUUACUAUUACAAUCGGUUGACAAAGGUCACUACAUGGGACAAACCACCAAAGUUCAAGCCGGCAAACAAACCGAAACCGCUUAAUGUAAGUUUCUGUUGUAAGGUUAGCGUUUCUUGGAGUUUUUGAAAGAUUUUUUAGUUUGUUUUAGGUAUAUUUUAUAUUUUUACUUCUAUGUUUUCAAAUCGUGUUUUUCAGGUUGCUCCUGUCACCGCUCUAUGGAAGGAGUACAAGAACGCUCAAGGGAUUAGUUAUUAUCACAAUACUAAAACUAAUGAGACCACGUGGACAAAACCCGAUGGGUUUUUAGGUAACAAUAUGUUUUAGUUUUUUCAUGUUUAAGACAAACUGAAAUGACAAAACAGUAUGCAAAACAUUAUUUGUUGUUUCUUAAACUAAUAUCCAUAUAUAUUAUAGGUGAUAAUGCUUCUACAUCUGCAGAAACGGUGGCUAACGUUAGUAAAACGGCGCCUGCGGUAAUUCAACAAUCAGCGCAGGCUACUCCUGCUACUGAUAUUGACAAAGCUAUGGAGGCGACCUUGAAACAACUUGUACCACCAAACUCUAAUGAUCUUGUACCGGUCGAAACGACAGAUCCGGUUGCUAUGAAGCAAAGGGCUUUUGAACGGUUUAAGGAGAUGCUGGUAGAUAAGGUAAAUAUUUAUGAGUUUAAUUUGGAUAUUUCUUGAUUCAAUAUUUAUUAAUUUUAUUCAAUGAUUGUAGUACUUUACUUUUUAGUAUCAAAGUAAAAAGAUCAACACUAAUCAAUCUUGGGAUCAGGCCGUCAGAUAUAUUCAACAUGAUCCUCGUUUUGAUCUUGUCAACAAAAUCAGCGAAAAGAAGAGAGUUUUUAACGAAUGGAAGGCUCAACAACAAAAAGAUGACAGAGUAAGUUCAAACAAUGUUUAUAUUAUCUUAAUUGUUUAGGAUUCCCGGAGGUUGGCAACUCGUAAAGCAAAGGAAGAUCUCGAAGCUUUCUUGUUGUCUUCUGGUAAAUGCAGACCUACAUUAACAUACCAGAAGGCCAAAAAGCUGUUCAGAGAUGAGGAGGUAUGGAAGAAAGUGACGGAAUCUGACAGACAAGAUAUCCUCAAAGAUACGAUGGCUGUUUUGAAGAAACAACACGACGAGAAGGUGAAGCAGCAAAGGGAAAAGUGUCAGAAUAUGUUGAACGAACUUUUGGAUACUUUGCCUGAGAUAACUUAUAGGACUACUUGGGCUCAAACUCAACGAAUUCUGGCGGCCAAUGAGUUUUAUUUGGAAAACGAUGAUCUCAAAGAAAUGGACAAGUUGGAUGCGUUGGAGAUCUUCAUAGAGUACAUCAGAAGGGCUGAGAAGGAGCACCUCAAGGAGAGAGAGUAUGAAGAAAAGAUGAGGAAAAGAGAGUCCAGAAAGGGCAGGGACGCUUUCUAUAACUUCCUAGUUGAACUCAACAAACAAGGUAAGGAACAUACUGGUUUUUAUAUUGUAAACUUAUUUUGAUACCAAGGAUUUAAUAGUAAAUUAAUGUGUUUAGGUAUCAUAAAAGCAAAUAGCACAUGGCAGUCGGUUUACCCUAAAAUACGGGGAGAUCUCCGGUUUACAUCAAUGUUGACAAACACUGGUUCUACUCCAUUGGAUAUUUUCAAAUUCUUUGUGGAAGAUCUAAAAUCAGAAUUGGCAAAAGAAAAGAAGAAGAUCAAACAGAUACUCGAAAGUACGGGUCAUACUGUCAACAUGGAGACCACUUUCGAAGAAUUCGAACAGUGGAUUCGAUCUGAAGACGAAUACAAAAAGAUUUGUCCGACAAAUUUGAGGAUUGUCUUUGAUCAACUGGUCGAUAAGGCAGUGAACAUGUCUACUCCAGAAGACAACGGCCACGAAAAGAAGUCUUCCGGGGUACGUUUAGUUUGCGCAAAAUAAUUUUUGUUAUUUAUGGAUAUCAGUGGCUUUAUCUUUUAUUACUUAUAUAUUUUAGGAAAAAAACGCUGAAAUUCCUUUGACAAUCUUCGAGAACUUGGCUCUUAGAAUUACAGAAAAGUCGAGGUGGGAGGAUUGUAAAGAAGCAGUAAUGGCUGAAAUAGCCUUGUCUGAUUAUGAUGAAAGUGCUGUUGAGACAUCAUUCAGAGAGUAUGUCAAAAACUUGCGUGAACAGAGAAGAAAUGGAAAAGAUGUUAGUGAAGGAGAAGUCAGUGAUGAUGAUGAAGAUGAGCCUAAAAAGGUGACUCCUGAGAAGAAGGUUGAGAAAGAACCAGUAAAGGCAAACGUAUCGAGGUCUCGGUCUAGGUCAGUUUCUCAUGAAAAAGAGCGGUCCAAGAAGUCGAAGAAAGAAAAGAAGGCCAAAAAGAGCAAAAAGAAGAAGGAUAAGAAGCACAAAGCUUCUAAGUACGAGGAAAUUGUAAGUUUUAUGUUAUUUGUAAAUUGUGACAUUGUAUAUGAAUUCACUUUUUUUAUAUAUUAAUUUACGUUGUUUUCAGUCGUCAGACGAAGAUACGCGACCAUCGUCACGAAGAAGGAAACGUUCAGGUUCAGAAGGAAGCGAACGCGUCAAAUCCAAUAAGUCACGAAAAGACAAGGUAGAUGAUGACUGA
Messenger RNA from Bursaphelenchus okinawaensis, 2931 nucleotides. The record is from the annotation of a GenBank genome assembly. Lineage: Eukaryota; Metazoa; Nematoda; Chromadorea; Rhabditida; Aphelenchoididae.